Molecule: messenger RNA, 1704 nt
Organism: Rotaria socialis
Lineage: Eukaryota; Metazoa; Rotifera; Eurotatoria; Philodinida; Philodinidae
Source: the annotation of a GenBank genome assembly
AUGCGUGUGUCGACAAUACAAAGUUGGGAUGUACGCCAUUUAGAGCAUGACGUCAUCUAUUGGGAUAUUGUCGUCGUUACGACGUUAGACAAUGUCCAGAAAGAUGCUUAUGAUGCAUUAAUACAACAACGAUCAACAAUUAAUCGAAUACCACUUGGUGUCGACUAUCUUGUCAUUACUGAUCCUGGCAAGAUUGGUAAUGGCGGAAGUACGAUGCAUGCAAUGCAUGUACUUGAACAGAAGUAUGGUUGGGAAAUCUUACGACAAAAACGUAUUUUAUUAAUACACGCUGGCGGCUACUCGCAAAGAACACCGACAACAAGUUGCCUUGGGAAAAUUGCAACGAGUAUUCCAAAAGGCUGGCCAACAUAUGAUUUACUAGAUAUAAAAUUAGCUCUCUAUUCACUAUUUCCCGGUCGUAUGCCUCAUGGUGGUGUAUUUCUCUGUUCGUCCGAUACAAUAGAAUUAUUCGAUGAAUCUCAUGCAAAUACAAGUUGGUUAUUAACCGAUGAUUUCGUUGCAUUUGCACAUCCAUCUUCGCUUACCGUCGGUACACAGCACGGUGUUUUUGUACUUGAUCCAACCGAUAAAAGAAAAUGCAUUUGCGUUUUACAAAAGCCAACCAUUGAACAAAUGAAAAUUCACAAAGCCGUAUGGUGUCAUGGCGAGGAAGAAUUUGUCUAUACGGAUAGUUUAUUUUAUUUUAAUAUGAAUGUCGCUCAACGUUUAGCUGAAGUUUACCGACAGGAACAUAAUAUUCAAUGUGAAAUUGAUUGUUAUGGUGAUUUUAUGAGUGCGUUAGGUAUUUGUCCACUGCCAAGACCGGUAACAAAAGAGAAUGAUGAUAAUCAACAGCGUACAAGAAUAAAGCAAAAAAUUUAUGAUACUCUUCUUGAUUGUCAUUUACAAGUUGUUAUUUUACAUAAAUCAUCAUUCAAUCAUACAGGUACAAAUGAUGAAUAUCUUGAUAUUUGUUGUGGAAUCGGAAAAACUGGUCAGGAAAUAUUCGAAGAAUUGAAAUUAGAAAAACAUGUAGGCUGUAAAGUAUUCGAUGAAGGUCGACACGAUACAAUAGACUUUUGGCAUGGUAUUCUACCUGCAUUACCGCAUGGUGAUACAUUACAUCAUCAACCUUCUGCUCCCGAUGUUCAUGGUUGUGUUAUUCAUAGUUUUAUUCAUCCGAAAUGUCGAUCAUCAAAACGUUCAUUAUUUGAAUAUUGUUGUAUUGGUGUGCCGAUGCAAAUAGGUGACAAUACAAUAUUAAGUAAUAUAACACUGGUAACAUAUUCUGAUUUCAAUCAAACUAUUCUUCAUCUUCCAUCAAAUUUGAUAAUGCAAACAGUUCCAUUAAAUAAUGAAUUAUUUGCAACAUUUGCUUUUGGCUUUCAUGAUAAUAUGAAAGCCACGCAUAAUAAUCUAGAUAAAAUAUUGUAUUUCGGUCAACCGGUAUCGAUAUUGGCAAAAAAAAUUCAUCGAACUAUAGAUGAUUUAUUCGAUGAUGAAAAUAAUCGAUCUUUAUGGACAUUGAAAAUUUUUCCUGUUACAAAAGAUCCCAAUGAAUCAUUUGAAAAAACAUUAAAAUUAAUUAUAUCAGAUGAUUUUACCGUGUCUGAAAAACAAUAUGUAUCAAUUCAAGAGAUUCUCAAACGGCGGGAUAUUUCAUCAGCCAUUCAAUAUAGGUCAAAUCUCAUAAAUUGUACAUAA